AUGGCCGGCUCCCGCUUUAUGAUGCACACCAAGAAGAGCCCAAAGCAACAGACAAUUAUAGCCAUGCUUGGGAAACCACUGCCUGGCACCCAGCUGGGGUCAGAUGCCUCGAGUGCGGCAAUCAACGUCAGCAACGAUAGCAGCGAUGAUGAUGAUGACCUGCCUAUCCGUAGCCGCAGACGCCGGACCAGUAAUACUAUUCAUUGGUCGGACAACCACCCGGCAGAAGACGCACCGUCUCCAUACUGCUUGUCAACCUCAAAAAUCGUUGCAAGAUCGUCACCGGGUCCUAGCACAGCCAGGAAGAGGACAGUCCUCAGCUCCGAUAACGAGAGCUCGGGUGGUACGAUAGAGGCAGAGGGAGACAAGCCUUCAUCGUCGACUUUGCCGAGCCGCCCUGCGAACGGCAUCAUCGUUCUUAGCGAUGAUAGCGACAGUGAUGAAGACAUUCGUCCUGCGAAAAGAAGGCGUCGGAGUUUGAAACAAAGCAGUCCCCAUGACAGCGAUCGAAACGAUGCUGGUAGCGACGACGCUGGCCAGGCCGUGGUAACUCCCCCUCGAGCCAAGCAGUCGAGCCCUGUCAACCGUGCGGCAGGAUCACGGUCUGCACGAAAAAGUGCACGCUCUGUGCGCCAGCGACAUAUGGAGCUUCUACGGCGACGGAAAAGGGGAGAAAAGGUGACAGAGAGCGAUUUGGCAACCGAGUCUUCGGAUGAAGAAGCCCAGGUGGCUCUUUACGACACCGAUCCGGAGCACGAUGCUUUGUCUGAGUUUGAAGACGAGGAGGAGGGGGAACAAGCCGAUGUCGCGACGCCCAGUAGGGCAGCGAAGCCGAAGCAAAAGGGCAAGGGGAAAGACAAGCAGAAGGACAAGCAGAAGGAAAGGGGCAAAAGGAGAAAAGAGCCUGCAGUGGGGGAACUAGGUCGCGCUUACGACAGCGAUUCCGAGAACAUACUGAGUCCACUACAGCAGCAGGAAGACGAAAGCGAGGAGGACGAUGAAGACUUUAUCGAUGACAGCCAUGUUGGGCUCAUCGGCGAGCCGGACGAGGAGAUGUUGCGUCGUGAGAUGCCUUUACAGUUCACGUCGCAGUCGCGGCAGCCGCUGAAGAACCACUUCAAAGACGCGAUCGAAUGGCUCGUGCAUCGACGCAUCGACCGGGGUGGCGCACAAAACGACGACGAGAUAUACCGGCUAGCCUGGGACCGGCUAGACCGCGAGCUGGGCGGGCGGGCGCAGUCGCGGUUCAUUUCGUCGAGCUGGACGCCGGCGUUCCGCGGUGCGUUGCAGGCGAGGCCUUACAUGGACAGCUACAAUUUGAGGCCGGGAAAGUAUUCUGGCGGUACUGAAGGCAGCCUCACUUCCGAUACGGACGUCUGCCACGCCUGUGGCCGCAGCAACCACCCGGCUUCGUACAUGGUCCUUUUCAGCGGGCCGGUCUACGACCUGAACACGCUGGACGAUGUGGACGACGGCGGGGAUGAAGAUGGAGAGGGCGAGGGCAACGGCGAGGAGGAUGAAGAGCCUGUGGACAUGCACGGGAACCCGAUUGCGCCGGUGUCGCAGCGUUGGCUUGUUGGAGGCGUUUGCCACAGCAACGCGGAGACAGCGCACGAUCUGCUGCACUGGAAGCGGGCACUGAAGGACUGGGUGGACGAGAAACUGAAGGAGGACGGGCAGCUGGAGCCGCAGCGGCUUCAGGAGCGCGACGAGAUGAAGCCGCGGAGGCGCCGCGUGCUGGUGCACAGCAUUGUCGACGGGUGGCUGGCGGCCGGGACGAUCAACGAGCUAUACGGCGACUUUGUCAAGUUGUUGGAUGGCGCACGGGCGAAAUCGACCAAGACGGUGCGGUUUGGGCGCAGUAAUGUUCGUGCAUGA
This is a messenger RNA of Grosmannia clavigera kw1407, 1878 nucleotides long. Its product is annotated as putative transcription factor iiic-like protein. The coding region runs from base 1 to 1878 and encodes 625 amino acids. Gene Ontology annotation, cellular component: nucleus. NCBI's taxonomy places the organism in Eukaryota, Fungi, Ascomycota, Sordariomycetes, Ophiostomatales, Ophiostomataceae. The transcript is spliced from 2 exons. The record is from RefSeq and is a predicted model, not a curated record.